Messenger RNA from Dunckerocampus dactyliophorus (ringed pipefish), 7288 nucleotides. RefSeq names its product RAB3A interacting protein (rabin3)-like 1 (gene rab3il1). Gene Ontology annotation, biological process: exocytosis. The transcript is spliced from 12 exons. The record is from RefSeq and is a predicted model, not a curated record. Lineage: Eukaryota; Metazoa; Chordata; Actinopteri; Syngnathiformes; Syngnathidae. Bases 3404 to 4603 code for a protein of 399 amino acids. Gene Ontology annotation, molecular function: guanyl-nucleotide exchange factor activity. Gene Ontology annotation, cellular component: Golgi to plasma membrane transport vesicle.
UGUCAGCAGUGUGACAUUGGAGCAUUUUGAUUGGAUGCACAGUAAGUGCUAUGGUCUUCUGGUGUCAUUGCUGCUGUGUGCGGAACACACUACAGAUCAGUGGUGGGUGGUCAGGGCCAGCAAACCCUUCUCUGCUGGCCUAAACACUAUGAGAAGUACUUACCUACAUUUACAACUUCAAUUUGAGUAUUUUUUCCAUUAUUUUUUUAUGAAUUAUGUAUAUGUAGCAUAGCAUAGCAAUGGGGCUGUUUUUUCAACCAGUCAUAUUUCAGAUUUGCCUCAUAGGAGCAGCAAGCUGGCCUACAAUAAGACCAAAAAAGUUUUUUUUCUCUGAUUGGUUAAUCAGAGCAAAACAGUUGGAAAAAGAGUCUGUUGUGAUCUGGAAAGGAGGAUGGGUUUUGUCUAUAAAUAAUCAGCAUCUCUGGUGAGCAUGAUCUAUUUUAUUUACAUUUUUGUUAUGUUUUUGUAGUGUUAUUAGAGAAUUAUUGAUUCUGAACUGCUCCAGAUGAUGUUGUAGUGUAGUGGUUUGGAGUUGUGUGACGCUUAUUACAUUUGGCCGAGCUCCAAAUUUACAGACAUUCCACCAGUGAGUGGUGAAGUUGCGUAAUGCUCGAAGUCAGGUUGCUCCAAUCAGGGUUUUAUGCUGCCGAUUUCGAUGCUGGUCAUCCAUGAGUGAAAUCGGCCGAUACCGAUCACAUGGAUUAACUGUAAAUUUUGGAAUUGAUUUAUGAUGAAUGCUAUUGGCCAGGGGUGCCGUAUAAGGGGGAAAAGUUAGGACAAUUCCAAGGUCCCCUGACUGCCACAGGCCCAAAAAAAAGGUAAUUAUUAAAAUAUUGAAAAAAGGGGGGGCCAACUUGAUUUUUUUUCAUGGUGCCCAGAAUUCCUGACUGCACCCCUGCUAUUGGCUAUAUGAUAUGAAGAAAGGAACCAUAAAAUCACCUUAAUUUGGUCAAAAACAUAUUUUACUUACGUGAUAUACUUACUUCAUAUAGGGCAUAUAUCACGGGCGAAACUUACAGAACAUGCGACAACUUCUUUAAGGAGUCUUUGGAUGUGAGAGUACAUUGUCUGGUGGAGCUCUAGCAGGACUUCCAGGAAGCACGCAGCGGCUCCAAAUGAGAGCCAUGUGUCUUCCACCUCUGAGAAGGGCUGGCCACCUAGUCCUAUCAAUUCAAUUAUUUUGUGGGUUAUUUGCUUCGCCUUCUGACUGUCACGCACAUGGGGCAAGUGUCCAGCGUUGACUGCGUAAGCUGCCAUUUGACUGACGCUGCACCGUGAGCCUGGCAAACUCACCAUACUCAAGUGUUUGUUUUGGUGAUCGGCGUUAAAAGGCAUUUGUCAGUGUAUUACGAUCAUGUGCUUUUCCAUGGAAAUUGGCCGAUAUUGAUCAUUGGCCGAUCGAUUGGAGCAUCCCUAGCUGAAAGUUACUAACAGAAAGGUAACUCAGGUGAUGAUGUAUACGAAGAUAAAGGGUUCACUGGGUUUUGUGCUUUAGUAACAAUGGUGUUCAACCCCAGUACGCAAACUACCUUGCUGUAAUGUCACACCAUGUUAUACUGUGUUUUUGUACUGUAUUAUUGAUGGUCUGUAUAACUGUGACAAGAUAGUGGUGGUAUUAAAAGUUGGAUUAAGUGGGUUAAAUUCCCACUGAAGGCCCAGGUACCAAAUGCACUGCCCGCCACUGCUACAGAUAUACAGUAUACUAUUCUAUUGAUUCAUAUCAUUUAAUUAUGGUAAACAUGCUACAACUACAAUAAUCCUGUUAGUGUGCAUUAACCACUCAAAUGCUAUAAAUGUAUUAAACAGCAUCACAAUUCAUUUUACCGUUCCACAACCAUUAUAACGCAUUAUAAGCAUUUUAUUAUAUGCUAUUAUUUGAAUUACUUUACUUACAAAAGUGAGUAGUAUAGUAUAGUAUAGUAUAGUAAUAGUAUAUCUUCUCAAGGGACAAUACUAUAGAAAGAAAAGGAAGUACCCGGAGAAAACCCACGCAUGCACGAGGAGAACAUGCAAACUCCACACAGAGAUGCCCAACAGAGAUUCAAACCGAGAGCUUCCCGAUCUCCUGACUGUGUGGCCAACAUGCUAACCACUAGGCCACCAUGCGGCUCAACACACAGCCAUUAUUGCCUAUAUAUCUGGCAACACAAGUGAGCGGGCAACCAAGCUAAUUGUGUCUACAGUUAAGCAUGGUGGUGGUAGCGUCAUGGUCUUCAUUGAGGGAAACAUGAACUCCAAAUUGUACUUGGACAAUCUGAAGCAGAGCAUGAUUACCCUCCCUUGGGAAACCGGGUUGCUUUGCAGUUCAACACGAAACACACCUUCAAGAUGCAAGUACCUUGCUGAGGAAGCUGAAGGCGUGGCAAAAUAUGUUUCCAGACCUGAACCCAAGAGGAUUAAGGCAGUGCUAGAUAACAAUGGUGCUCAUGCUAAGUAUUGACACUUUGGACACAAUUUGGACAUGUUCAGUGUGAGGUGUACUCACUUGUGUGAUAUCCUUUAUAUGCGCGUAUAUUGUAAGCUUUUAGGAUAUCUGCCUAAUCUCAGUGUGGAGUUUGCAUGUUCCCCUGUGAUUGUAGAUUUUUUUAUAUGGAUAGACGAUGAGAUGCAAUAGCAAUUCCCUGACACAACUCAAAUAAGCCCCCUAGUAGCAAUCCCAUUUAGACAUUAAAGUUCCUGGCAGUGCCAUUGCGUCAUUGUUUUAAUAUCGCCUUUGAUCACCAUGAGCAAAACCAUUAGGACUGACAAAGAAAAUGGCCACACGAGGUAUACUAGUUGCACCGCUUGUAACCGACUUGAAUGGAGACACGGUAGAGUAUGCUUUAUUUGACUCUCCCACAUGAUGGCAGCUCAGGUGGCGUUGUUGAAUUGUGGAACUUAGGGGAAGGAAUUGAAGAAAAGAGUCAAUAAAAUGACAUAUUAAAGUGACGUGGUCACAUGGACGCAUGCCUGGAUGCGCGUGAAAGGAGUGCGGUCACGUGACAUGACAGCCCAGGCAGACACAGAGUAGUGUUCGUUCCUCGGUUCAGGAUUGACCACUUCAUUGGAGGGGAAACGGUGAAGGAAACAACGGAGGAAAGUACAAAACAAGCCCCUUUACCUUCCAACUUGGUGUCUGCUUGUUUGCGCCGUGCUGUUGCUCCUGUGAUUGUUUACGUCAGCGUCCGCAUUCCUUCGCGCCCUGUCUGCAGCAGUGAUUUAAAACUAAUGUCCAGUCGAGUAAACUCACAGCUCGUCAUUAUUCGCCAACUACACACCAACAUCAGCUGGAGGACGGUGGCGGGGGGGGGAAGCGGACGGUUGUGUUUUCUCUUGUGGACGCUGACAGGGUAAAGUUGACUCUUAUUCGACAUGAUAGCGCAGUAAGUUAUUAGUAGAUCUGGAUCCAGAGCCAGAGCUCAGGAUGGAGGGAAGAGGCAAAGGUAGGCCCACUUCAGGACUAAACUGUGGUGUCCACUCCCGCCUGCGGAGCUCCUCGCUGGAAAUCCGAGGGAAAGAAAUUCAAGAAAAGGGCUCUGAGAUCCUCAGCGAGCAACUGGAUGCUGCAAAGAGGGAACUGAAACUGAAAGAUAAGGAGUGUCAGCGUCUGUCACAGGUCAGGAAUCAGCUGGAACAAGAGCUGGAGGAACUGACUGCUAGUCUGUUUGAGGAAGCUCACAAGAUGGUGCGGGAGGCAAAUGUCAAACAAGCAGCAUCAGAGAAACAACUGAAGGAGGCUCAAGGAAAGAUUGAUGUCCUGCAGGCAGAAGUAACUGCGCUCAAGUCUCUGGUGUUGACGUCCACACCGUCCUCACCGAAUCGCCAGCUGCAUCCCCAGCUGCAGCUUCCAGUCACCAGGGUGGCACAUAAAAUGGUCGGAGGUCACAUUCGCAACAAGAGUGUGAGCGGCAGCUUCCCGUCCCCACCUGGAAAACCUGAAUCGCCAUCACUUGCUGUUCAGCCUAUGGUCAAAGAGGACAGCGAGCCUGCUGUUCCUGCUCUCAUCUUUUUGAUUCUCUGCCUGCUUCCUGACCAGUCUUUCAGUGUGACCUUUGACUCUUAUUGUCAGGAGCAGAGGGAUGGGGUAGGGACUGACAGCAGACAGAUGGACUCAGUUCUGUAUGCAGAAUUCCUGCUGUGGAAGGAACAUCCAAGUCUAGAUCGCUCCUCUGCCCUCAUGAGCCGGAUCUACCGAGAAGAAAUAACACCCUGCCUCUCCUUUACACGAUCAGAGCUGUCCCAGCUGGUGCAGAGUGCUGUGGAAAACAAUUCUUUGACUAUCGAGCCUGUGGCCAUGUCAGCGUUACCAAUGGUUAAAGCCUCGGUGAUAGAGUGUGGCGGCCCUAAUGGCUGUAGGGCAGCAGUAGAGACAAAAUGUGCGUUAAGCGGCGUGUCGCGACUGUGCAGACAUCGCAUUAAACUUGGCGACAAGGGGAGUUACUACUACAUUUCCCCCUCUAGUCGAGCACGGAUCACGGCUGUGUGCAAUUUUUUUACGUAUAUCCGGUACAUUCAGCAGGGCCUGGUCAGGCACGAUGCAGAGCAGAUGUUCUGGGAGGUGAUGCGUCUCCGCAGGGAAAUGACUGUGGCCAAGUUGGGUUUCUACCUCACGGAGCAGGGUUAGGGGACCCACUGGACCAGCUUGAGGAGCCGACCACAGCACCUUAGGCGUACAAUGUGGUAAUAACAGCUUUAAUGCUGUAUGAGUCAACCAAGGAAAUGCCCGAUCACAAUAAGAUAAUGAAAGGUAAAGUUAGUUUUUUAUUACGCUUGAAGGCUUAUAUAAACAUUCAAUAUGUAUAUCCGUCCUUACAUCACAAGUUGUAUCGUGGAAUUCCAGUUUAAAUCAGGUGCCGGAAGUCCCAAAACUUCAUGCUUCAUGAAAAAUGUUAUUCUGAAAUUAUAUUCACAUAGGUGCCACGUACAUUCAAAAGCUGUAUAAACAUUACUUUGAGGUACCACCACACAAGCUCAGCCAUGACAAUUUGUGCCGUCAGCCAGCAUGGUCUGAAUUUUGCAAGGUUGCACUUUAUGUUCUUGAUGCCUUGUUAAGAAGUAGCAGCUGCAGUCUCCUGUUGGCUCGCCAUGUUCAAUCACAUGUACUGUCCUCCACAGUUGGUGUGUGUAGAUGACAUGUAGUAGAAAAGCUUACGUGAUGAGUGAUGUUUUGCUAUUCUGAAAUCAACACGGUGUAUUUUCUACACCAGGGGCCAAAUGUAUAAAACUCUGUACAUUUAGGUCUAAAAAUCUGUGUACACACAGAACAGGAAACAUGCAUACAGUCUUUCCGUUUGAUGUAUAAAACUCCACAUAUUGUGACCAUGCCCAUAAGUCACCUUAGAUAGCUUCCAACUCACUCCCACGGUUGCCUUUUUUUAACAUAUAAAAGGCACAAGAUAUUUCAUUUUGAGUCGAGAUGGCGGAAAUGAAAGAGAAGAAGCGCAAUUCCACACAUUGUUAAAUGGAAGUAGUGGUAGAACAAGUACAAAAAAAGAAAAUGUGUAUUCGGUAACAGAGGCCGUAAAUUAAGGGAGUUCUGAGACGAAAACCCUGGAGGAGAUUGUAAAAAAUGGUCCGACUUCAAAAAAGGCUAAGAAAUGCAUUGCUGCGGACAGUAACAGCAUGUGUGCCACCGGAGGAGGAGAGGGAACCCCAGUAUGCUCUCACUGGAUGAGUGCGUGGCUUCCACUCUAAGUCAAACUGCCAUCAGUGGCAUUGUGCUGGAUGACAUGGAGGACACAGACGAGCCUGCGCAUAUGGAUUUAGGCAACACACCCAGUUUAAAUCAUAGUUUAAUUGGACUUACAAUGAAGACAAACAUGUUUGUUCUUCGCUACAGUGUUAUUUCAUUAAUAGGUGAAGAUGUUGCUACUUCCAUAAGUUGAGUCGGGGGGAGAAGUCUAUGCCAGUGUACCACGGCCUUCACCUGCCCAGACAUGUGCAUGUGUCCUCACUGGCUGUAUGAUGGAAUCACAAAAAUAAAUGAUAAAUUCUAUUGACAAAGUUGCCAUGGACCUAAGGGAACUCCGAGGGGGAAUAAAUGAAAUCAACUUGUUAGCAGGUUAGCUGAUUGUUUCAUUCACUCCAUGCAGUCACUGCAUCACCUGAGGACACAGUUGUCUUGCUGGCUGGUGGGCUGCAUCAGGUCUGCCACGGUCAGUUCGAAAUGGGGCUUGAUUUCUUACAGCCAGAUUGUGCAACACAGCACAGCCGCUGACUAUUAUGCAGACCUUUACUGGUAGAGUAAUGUGCUUGUAUUUUUUACUCAUAUUAAUAAGAUAUAAAUAAAAUAAUUAAAUACAAUGUUAGGAUACGAAGAUCUUAUUUACUGUCUAACAAAGAAGUGAAAUUAAAGAAAUCUAAAUGAAAUGAUUCUCACAAAUACACAUUUUGUCCUUUCAAAUCUAAACCAAAGGACUGUAUAGGCUACACAUGGUCUGAAGCAUGCGUGCCAGUACGCACACUCACUGCUCGUGGAUUUUAUACAUUUGGAAAAAUUUGUGAGAAGUGGUGCUGUGAAUGAUGCGUAGCAGUACGCACAUUCUCGCCACCCAUGGAUUUUUGUACAUUUGAAUUAAAUAUGGGAGGUGGCGUACACACACUUUUUUUAUGUCUACGCAUGGUUUAUACAUUUGGCCCCAAAGGUCUCCAACAGGAAGGGUGGAAGCUGCCAGUAGCUCGCUGGCUGAUUUAGAGUAGCUCACCAAAGAGUCAAAGAACAUUUGCUGAAACUCUUAGUAUUUGUAGAACUGUUCAAUUCAGAAAUGAUAUCCCUAUUUAAUGACAAAUGACCACAGAACAGCAUAAAUGACCGCACUGUUUGAGUGGAGAUGUGCUUUGUAAAUAAAAUACAAUUUAAAUGUUGCCAGUCAUAACUAAAGUAGCUCGCCUCUACUUUUUUGUCCAAGUAGUCCUAAUGGUGAUGGAAAUUGGGAGACCCCUGCUCUACGAAGAAGUGCAUACUGAAAUACAAGUUACAAUACAAAUGCAGGUGAACAAUUGUUGUUGUUAUUCUGUUUGGGUGGAAAUAAGCUAUGAAAAUGUGUUAAAAAAUUAGUAGCUCCUGGCUAUUUCAAUAUUUUAGAUGGAGAAAAAGGUGUACUGUAUGAGGAUUUCCAACUUUGCAUGAAUGCAGUCCAAAGCCAUAUUAUUCAAUUUGCAUUGGUUGUUUUACCUCAUGGCAUACAUUUAUUAUCAUUUUUAACUGUCGUCUCAAGAAAACUGUACCUUGAAGGUGAACAUGAAGAAACGUGUGGGUACAAACGUGCAAUAAACUCUACUUGGCCUCUUUAGGGCUUUGAGGUCUCCA